Molecule: messenger RNA, 1382 nt
Organism: Fusarium verticillioides 7600
Lineage: Eukaryota; Fungi; Ascomycota; Sordariomycetes; Hypocreales; Nectriaceae
Exons: 3
Coding region: 129-1382 (417 amino acids)
Source: RefSeq, a predicted model, not a curated record
CUUUCAUCUUCCAACCGUAAUUACCUCUUUGAUUAAUGAAUUCAAUGACGGGAUCAACAUCUGCCUAAUUCCAUCCCGGAGACAAGACAAAGUUAUACUGAGUCUUUGAUUCGCUCGUAGUAGCCAUCAUGUUGGCGGCGCAUCGCGACCAAGAGAAUCUGGUCGUUAGCCAGCAAGUUCCGACCAAACAGCAACACAAUGCACGAUUUCCAAAAACCCCAUCUCGAUUUCCUCAACAUGACGAGAAUGCUCCCACAGCCUUUACUGGCAAGACCGGAUUGGGUGGAGUGAAGACACUGAACAAAGGCAAUGGAACACGACAGGCCAUGGUCACCCCAAUGGGUACCCAGAAUCGAGCUCCUCUAGGCAACAAGACCACCAAUGCCAAGGCUAAGAACGGGCAGCUUGGUGGUGUUAAGAACAUCAUCCAGGGUAUUGAGCAAACGCAACUCAAGCCAACGGCACAGAAGCCCAAGCAGCGACCAGUGGAUCUUGCACCUCUUGAGAUUCGACUCAAGGAAGAACAGAAACCCAUCGAGCCACAGGAAGAAGAGCCGGAAUAUGCCCCGCCGAUGCCCAAGGAUCUCCCAUAUGAAUCGGACUGCUUCCCCAAAGAUAUGCUGACCCUCGAGGGCUUGAAGAAGGAAAAUAUUAUGAAGGGAUACUAUCAGCAUUUCUACAACCCAAUCGAUGAUGACGGUGUCUCUCUACAAGACCGGCAGCUUGCAGAGACAAUGAAGAAAGUUGCUGCCAAGGCGGAGGAGCGAAAUAAGCAAGAGAGGGCAGCUUUAGCCUUCAACAUUGACGAUCUUUCAGACACCGAAGUGCAGAUCAGGGCACCAGCACCAAAGGCUUCUAUUGCGGACUCGGAGCGAAAGGUCAAAGGGCAUCCGAACCAAGCAGCCUUCGAGUCUGGCAUCAAGGCCAAGGCUUCGAGUGUGGCACGAACAACAAAGAUUCGAAAGCCUCUCACCUCUUUAUAUCAAAGCAAGAAGCCUGUCGCCAGAAGUGUGGUGCCUGCCAAGACAUCGCCUGCAGAGAGUGCUACUGGCGUAGCUGCAUCCCGAACCACCAUCGGCUACAACCGAGGUAGAUCAGCAUCCUCAAUGGUCAACGCUCAACGUCGCGGGCCUACGGCGCCUGUUGGAACACAGCGUGCUGUCAAGCCCGUCGAGACAGUCAACUCUUUUCAGUCUGAUCUUACUAUCACCCCAGCUCGCCUCCGCCAGGCGGUAAAGCAGCAGCAGGAAGCCAAGCCGAGACCUCAGUUCAUGUCUAUCUUCGAUGAGGAUGAAGAUGACGAUGAUCUCCCACCUCUGAGCCAGCCGCUUGACAUCUCCGACGAUGAAGAGGAGGAGUUUGAGCUGAAGCUGAACUUCUAA